CGCAUCGCACUAUCGGUGCGUGUUGUUUACAGUGGUAGUGUCUGGCUGGUUGAAUAAGGCGCUCGUACUAGCCGUCUGCACUUGGGUUUGCGUUUGUAUAGAGGUCUCUCGCUAUCGAUAGGGCAAAUAACCAGUGCGACUGUUUGUUUUGAUCUCUGUCGUGGUCGCUUUUGGACUCAGCCUCAACAGAGGCAGUUGAACGGACAGGCACACGAAAAGUUUGUUGCGAUCUCCAGCGAAAAAUUAGAGAGAUUCGCACACGAGUGAACAAGCAGACACACAGACUGAUGCUGUUCUUGGCUGAGACUACUGAAUCAGCGAAGUCGGGUACGGCUUCGGAACGUGAAUGAGGUUCUUCUUAUUUCUCUAAGAACAGCAAAAAAUGAUUGCAGCUUAGAUGAAACAACGACCGUCUUUUUGCCACCAGCCAUUUGCCGUUUAAACACUGCGCCAAGAACAUUACGGGCAGAAAAGAGUGUGUUUAGCCGUAACGCUUUACAACCCCUUCUUCAGGUUGGUUGCUGCAGAUGCUGCUCAGCAGCUGUGGUAACAAUCGCUGGACGAUACAGGUUGCUUGACAGUGUAGAGUUCAGUUCUGUUUGUGUGUCAAGUAGGGACAUUACGCGGAUUGUACUCAAGCGGCUAAUCAACAAGAGCAGUCAGUUUGCCUCGUACUAAAUAAGAAUAUUCGCACGUGAUACCGUACGGUAUAGCAAACGAUUGUGACGACUUGUUUGACGACAGCAAGAACAGUGGAAGUCGAUCGUACGCGGUGAGUUCGCUGCUGCUGCCGCUGCUGAAUGCUUUUCUGCAGGGCAGAACGCGUGCGUGAAUCGAAGUGAGUAUUAUUGAAACCCAGAAGCGGACGUUAUUGGUCUUUAGAAACGAUUUGGGAGGGAAGGCAAAGUUGAAAGACUUGACGGCUCCGUCUGUUCGACUGUGAUAAGGCAGUUAUCUUCUUUCGUUUACGACUUCGGUAGGGAAGAUUAUUUUUACUGUCGGCGUAAUAUGAGGUGGUGUUCUUCACUAACCAAUAACAUCUAUACAUGUGUAAUAAUAGCAUAUAGGUUUGUUAAUCUACUAUCGUGCAGCUCCUCCUUGUGUUCGUUUCGUACAAUCAAACUGCUGUAUUGAAGUUGUUCGCAAUAGCGACGCUGUGUCAAGAUUUCCACGGCUGUUGUAGCGUGCUCUGUGAAUGUGACUCUGUGGUAUUUCUGUUUUUUGUGUAUUUAUGCGAUCAUAUAUCUGCGAGGAACUGCAAGCGAAGCAAAGCCAAGUCCGAACGAACUGGUACCUUACGAAUAGUGUUGAUAACAUUCAAAGCAGGGGCAUACAGUGGAGAGGUCUUAUUAGUCCCGAAAGUUUAGAUCCUAGCUCAUUCUGAUUUUGUUCUCCGUAAUCUUUCUACUUGUGUAGAAGAUCGUAUGCUCAUCAGAAAGCACAUCAACGGCAACGACGGCUAGAGUGCUUUGUAGAUGUCAGAGAGCUCAAGCGCGUGCAGCAGCACGAAUAGUGACUGCGGUGUGAAACAAAGCCUUUGUUAGAUUUGCGCGACUCAAGUGAAGCCGAUCGAGGAAGGUGGGCACCAGUGCGAAUUCGAUGAAGCGCGGCAGCCGACCGCUGCCGCAGAUAUAGACGCACACAGUGGACAAGCGAAUUGGCGGCUACGUAAGGGACGGUGGGACCCGUGAGGGCCAGUGAGACUCCAGGCAGGAUAGAAAUCGAGAGUUCGUUAGAAAAGUGUCUGUGGUCUAUUCGGUCAAUAGGAGGUGUGCGCGCUUUGUUCGUGAGGCAGCAUGGCUGACAGCAGCGUGGCCAAACGGCCAAUGAAGGGGAUUCUUAAGGCGAGCGGAAGUUUCGAAUAUCACGAUCAGCGAAGACAGAGCACGCAGGAUAUUAAAUGGGAUGAACAGAACAUUUUAGCAACGUAUCACCCCGCUGACAAAGACUACGGUCACAUGAAGAUCGAGGAGCCGAAAACGCCCUACUCGUACGAAGCGGAUGAGACUGAUGAAGAGAUUGUUGCCAGACAUGAAGCCAUCGAUCUUGAGGAGUUGGCGGAAAAGUUGGGCGAUGCUGAACGACCCCGCUCGCCCAUUGACCGGGACACGCCAGACGAAAUGCUCACCGAAGCGGAGCGUAUUCGAAGAAAGUCCUUUGAGGAGAAACGCCGCAAACACUACAACGAGUUUGAGGCCGUCCGAAAAAUGCGUGAAAGGAUGGGAAACAUGAAAGACGGUGAUGAUGACAUUGACAUGGAUGAAUAAUAUGAUUUGUCGUAUUCGUUAUCGUA
Messenger RNA from Varroa destructor (honeybee mite), 2293 nucleotides. RefSeq names its product protein phosphatase inhibitor 2-like. Gene Ontology annotation, molecular function: protein phosphatase inhibitor activity. NCBI's taxonomy places the organism in Eukaryota, Metazoa, Arthropoda, Arachnida, Mesostigmata, Varroidae. The record is from RefSeq and is a predicted model, not a curated record. Gene Ontology annotation, biological process: regulation of signal transduction.